GCCACAGCUGUCAAAAAAUCAUUUGCAACAUUUCUCUAAUAUAAACAAUUUUUAUUUAAAUAAUAAAAAUCCCAACACUUUUGGACUUUGGAAACCAAACGUACAAUUACUCGGCAAAAUUCCAGUAUUCUAAAGACACAUUUAACAAUUAAUAAAUUGCCUUGAAUUAUAAUAAUUAUAAUUGUCUUGGGGCCAAAAAUAAGACCACCACCCAGAAAUCUAGAAAAAAGUGAAAACGCCCCACAGCUUGUAUCCUGACUUUCCCUAGCUAUGGAAGAUAUUUUCCAGUGGUGCAAAGAAGGCAAUGCCCUUACCGUAAGGGUCUGGCUGGACGAGCCCGAACACGACAUGAAUCAAGGGGAUGACCACGGUUUUAGCCCUUUGCAUUGGGCUUCUAUGAAGGGCCACAUUAAAAUUGUAGAGAUGCUUUUGCUUAGAGGUGCCCGUGUUAAUGCCACAAACAGAGGCGAUGAUACUCCAUUGCAUUUAGCCUCUGCCCACGGCCACAGAGAAAUUGUUGCAAUGCUUUUGCGUCAAAGAGCUGAUUUAAACUUCACCAAUGAGCAUGGGAACUCACCCUUACACUACGCAUGCUUUUGGGCCUACGUUGGCAUUGCUGAAGACUUGGUGCACCAUGGAGCCAAAGUCUCUAUUGCCAACAAGUACGGCGACACACCCUUGGACAAAGCCAAAGGCAAUUUAGCAAAAAUCCUCCACGACAUUGCAGUUGAAUCUGGACAAGACUUAAAAAAAAUCAAAUUCAAAGAUCAGAGUUGGCUGGGGAUGAAAACGCGUUCCAGGGAUGCCACAUUGUCGCGUCACAAGGGCAUCAAUUUCAAAGAACUAGACUUGAAACAGAAAAUUGGUGAAACUCACAGUGGUACCACUUACAAGGGCCGUUGGCAAAACAAUGAUAUUGUUGCCAAAAUUUUAAACAUCAGAGAAAUAACUGCCAGAAUCUCGAGAGACUUCAACGAGGAAUUUCCAAAACUCAGAAUAUUUUCUCAUCCCAACAUUUUGCCUGUCAUUGGGUGCUGCAACCAUCCUCAAAACCUAAUAGUCAUCAGCCAGUACAUGCCUUUAGGCUCAUUGUAUGAUGUUCUACACGAGAGCAGUGGGGGCAUUGUGGUGGACACCGCACAAGCUUUAAAAUUCGCCAUAGACAUUGCCAGAGGCAUGGCGUUUUUGCACAGCUUAGAACGCACCACUCCAGAAUUUUUUCUGCACAGUCGUCACAUUGUCAUUGAAGAAGAUUUGACUGCAAGGAUUAAUAUGGCUGAUGCCAAGUUUUCUUUCCAGGAAAAGGGCAGGAUUUAUUAUCCGGCUUGGAUGUCACCUGAAGCUUUACAGAAGAAAAUUACAGAUAGAAAUUGGGAAGCAUCAGACAUGUGGAGCUUUGCCAUACUACUCUGGGAACUCGCAACAAGAGAAGUACCAUUCCCGGACCAAAGUCCAAUGGAAGUGGGCAUGCGGAUCGCCUUGGAAGGUCUCAGGAUCAGCUUGAAACCUGGAAUAUCCCCACAUUUGGCCAAAUUGAUCAAGAUUUGCAUGAACGAGGACCCAGGCAAGAGGCCCAAAUUUGACAUGGUCGUACCUAUUCUGGAUAAAAUGACCCGUUGAUUUUUGUGGAUUUUUCUUAUUUAAUGUGUUCAAUAAUUUUUUAUGCUGCUUUGUUAUUUGGUAGCCAGACAUACUUACAAUUUAUAAGUAACAAAUAAUUAUUAAACUGUACUAUUUUUGAUAUUUAUAUAGUAAUCUGAGUGCCUUAUACUGCUUAUAAUAUUUUUUUUUGUAACAAAUGUGAUUGUAUUGUGUCCGUUUUAUAUAUGUUAAUUUAUUAAUUUGUAGUUUUAAUAAAUUUUAUUGAUUA
This is a messenger RNA of Ceutorhynchus assimilis (cabbage seed weevil), 1870 nucleotides long. The record is from the annotation of a GenBank genome assembly. NCBI's taxonomy places the organism in Eukaryota, Metazoa, Arthropoda, Insecta, Coleoptera, Curculionidae.